ACACUGCCAUCGCCAUUGCUCUCGUGGACUCGUAGGAAAAGUUACGGUGUUGCAGCUCUCGUUAUGAACUCCCGUCAACGAAAUAGUUCAAUCGCUCAGUCGAAAUUCGUAUCAGUCUUCUCUCGGCUUCUUCAGGGCAUACCUACUGCAGUUAUCAGCCCCAACGAGGACACUCAUCAAUUUAUAUCAAGUCUCUUAGUACUCGACGUAAACCGUGAUUAUCUCGAGGCGCAGCUGCGUGAAAUACCGAAGGAAGUGUGUUUGGGGCCCUUGAAGGUUGUGCAGUUGGUCCAUCAUCGGCUCUCUCUGACCUUGUGACUGACACUUGUUUGCAUCCAGUAGAGGUCGCUUAAUGAUAUUUUCUCAUUCUAUUUGCAUCAUGUUCAGAGCAGUGCACACUCGGACAACCUCAAGACUAGUCAUGCCUUAGAGACGCUCUGUAUCUUCACGAAAGGCUUAUUGGCCAAGGGAUUCAGUGGUUGGGAAGUUAUGGAAGUGUUUGCAGGGGGAGUUGGGAAUAGCGACGCCUUUUUCAUGAAUCUGGUAGCAAUCAUUGAUGAUGCUUUAGCGAAUGCCAAUCGUUCUGUCACAAUUCGUCACCAGAUUCUUCAAUUGGGUCUAACUUUCAUGUGUGGUAUUUCUCAGCUUAGUCCAGGCGCCUACUUUCUUCGUCGCAACCUGUUUCCGUCUAUUGUUGCUUUUAUCAAAGGAUUAGAUACCGAACAAUUCACCUUUGAAGCACUCCUGUUCUUGGCUCUUUUAGCAGAUUUUCACAAGUCCGAUGCUGCUAGCCUCAAUCCGUACCUGUCGCAAAUCAAAGAGACAAAGGACGUAGACUUAAUGAAGAGGAUCUGUUGGGCAACAGACUCCGCUCUGGUUGCUUCGGUAAAACGGUAUCAAGAAAUCUCUGAUGAUGAUGUUUCUCCAGCUCUAGCAUCAGCCUUUGGCUCUCUCAUAUCAUCGUUACGACCUGACCGUGCCCUGGCGUCCACACCAGUUGACCCCCCUCGUGAAUUAUUCAAGAACCAGCCAAUCGAAAAUACAGUUAUCCUAUUGCUGUUGUACGAAUUCCUUCGAGGGAACGCGCUGUUCUCCUCGGUGUUUCUAAGUUCGAACGAGCCUGACCGCCUAAGGCCCUCUCCACCAUUAACUUUGCUAACUCUGUCAUCUUAUCUGUUGACUCAUGCUACAUCAACCUCACAGCCGCGCUCCGUAGCCUAUGCAAAUUUGUGUAUCAACUGUCUUCUGGCGCUCGUAGAAACAGACGCCGUUCUGGUGGUGCUCUCGAAGCCAAAUAAUAAGCCAAUACGCUUGUGUCGGCAGAGGCUACCCCUGCUACCUGUACCACGUUCCGGACGUCCACUGUUGUGUGCUGUACUUGACUGCUGUGUUCUGUGGCUACGGCACAAUCUUCACAUGCGAUUAGAAGUACGCCUAUAUACGCGGUGUAUCUGGAUCUGCCAUAGAGUCGUAUUCUACCUGCAGAAAGUCCGUAUACGUCUAGAAUACGAAUGGGCAGAAUUUUGGUCUGCUAUAUUGGGGCUCUUACAUUUUCUGGCUACAAAAGUGGACAAUUUAGUUACCACAGGUGGCGUGGAACAACUGAUACGAGAGACCGUCUUUCUUCUCAGCCUUUGUCUAUCCAAGUGCGAGACCUUUUUGCCUACGCCUCAAGCAGUACAUGAUUUUGUCUACAAACUCGUUCGCGCAGCCUCUGAUCUGCAAAGUCAAGCUACAUUACUGAAACGGCUUGCUGGUCCCGAAUCCAAAGCUCAGCGGCAUUCACUAGUCCAACAACCCACCGAUUUGUUGAUGAAAAUCGUCACUAUUACACAAUUUUAUGAACAAAAGGUCACUCAAUCUCAGGCACGAACAGCCAAAGACGCACUGCGUGCUGUUUCACGAGAAAUUGAGGCCAAUAGUGUGUAUGGACUAACCGACACCCGUGAACCCGAACCUCCUCAACGAUCAGAAAAUGUUCUACCAUUUUCGCGAUAUGCCUGCAUGGAUGGUAUGGCGCUCAUGCCAUAGUGCCUUCCUAAUGAAGACCCAAUAUACUUAAUUUCCACCUGCACCACCCUGCGAUCAAACCGUGAUAUUCCGGCAAGUGGACUAGAAGGCGACGGAGUCCCGAGCAAGGGAAUCCCCGGUUAUGGGUUCUCGUAAGCGACUCGGAAACAUCACAGCCACUCCGACUGCCAUAUAUGUAUAGAAUCCAUCUCGAUUUGGGAAGCCUGAAGAAAAAAAUUUUAUUUAGAGGACGAAGUUAGAGAUUACACCGGGUGGGCCGCUCACAUAGACUUGUAGGUUUAUCAUGUCCGAUAUCUUGCAAACGUUUAAUGUUGUUGCCCUCACCGUCAGGGUGACCCUUCGCGUGGUUUCACA
This is a messenger RNA of Desarmillaria tabescens, 2385 nucleotides long. RefSeq lists its product as uncharacterized. The transcript is spliced from 12 exons. Gene Ontology annotation, cellular component: cytosol. Lineage: Eukaryota; Fungi; Basidiomycota; Agaricomycetes; Agaricales; Physalacriaceae. The record is from RefSeq and is a predicted model, not a curated record. Bases 490 to 2031 code for a protein of 513 amino acids.